Mesorhabditis spiculigera is the source of this 597-nucleotide messenger RNA. NCBI's taxonomy places the organism in Eukaryota, Metazoa, Nematoda, Chromadorea, Rhabditida, Rhabditidae. The record is from the annotation of a GenBank genome assembly.
AUGUCCUCUUACUACGUUUCAACGGGUACAAUCGAUAAUCCAAGGCUAGCCGAACAGGCCAGGAUACUUUACGGGCUAUCGGGCGAGGACGAUGCAAUGGAGCAGCAGUCUCGGCUGGAGUGGCUGAUCUCCUAUUAUAUGGCGAUGAGCAGAGAGGGCGGACAUUUUGAAGAGAAAGCCAUUUCCUUCGCCAGUUUGGUCAAGAAUUGUGCGUAUAAUGCAGCCACGUGUACACAGGAGAAUUUCACCAGUGUUUUCCACCCCAGCUACGGGCUUUGCUACGUUUUCAACUUUCACGGGGAAGCCUCGAAGGUGACGAGGUCGGGCCCGAACUACGGCUUGAAAAUGCUGCUCUAUACGAAUAUUUCGGAAUAUAUUGAGGCGACGACGUCGAUUGGGUGCCGGAUAGCGAUUCAUGAUCAAGACGCCUAUCCAUUUCCGGACACCUUUGGCUACAGUAUCCAGCCGGGGAGUGCGAUUGCGUUGAGCAUGAGGGCUAAUCGCAACGAACGUCUGAAUGCCGGGGAGACAAAAUGCCAGGACGAUUCGGAAACGGAAUACCUCUACGAUGGUAGUUAUACCAUGGAGUGGUGUCUA